Sodiomyces alkalinus F11 is the source of this 735-nucleotide messenger RNA. RefSeq lists its product as hypothetical. Gene Ontology annotation, cellular component: cell cortex; plasma membrane; membrane raft. The coding region runs from base 1 to 735 and encodes 244 amino acids. Lineage: Eukaryota; Fungi; Ascomycota; Sordariomycetes; Glomerellales; Plectosphaerellaceae. The transcript has 2 exons. Gene Ontology annotation, biological process: endocytosis; septin cytoskeleton organization; cortical actin cytoskeleton organization. The record is from RefSeq and is a predicted model, not a curated record.
AUGACCGCAAGGCCCAUCAUCGCAGGCCUCGGCCUCCUUCUCCUCUCAACCACCCUGCUCUUCCUCUUCUUCGUCAUCCUCUCCGGCGUCCGCGACCACACGCCCCUCAACCAAACCUACUUCCUAGAAGCCGACACCUCCGGCAUCACCGGCGCCCGGGACACCUCGCGAUGGACCUACUUCUACGUCUGCAAUGAGCGCAACGUCGACUGCUGGGGCGCCUGGCCCGCCCCUGCCUUCGGCUGGGCCUGGCACGCCAACCCCGACAACGUCCCCGACGGCCUGUCCGGCUCCCACGGCGGCGACACCACCAGCCAUUCCUACUUCUACAUGUGGCGCUUCAGCUGGGUCUUCUACAUGAUUGCCCUCUUCUUCGUCGCUCUUGCCUGGUUCAGCUCCUUCCUUGCCUGCUUCGGCCGUCUGGGCUCUGCCGUUGCCGCUCUCCUCUCUUCCAUCGGCCUCCUGUUCCUUACCAUUGCAGUUUCUCUCAUGACUGCCACCUUCGUCCAGGCUCGAGACGCCUUCCGUGCCGCCGGCCGCGACGCCCACCUCGGUCCCUACGCCUUCGGCUUCAGCUGGGCCUCCUGGGCCGCCCUCCUCAUCGCCACCGUGCUCUUCUGCAUCGGCAUCCGCGGCCGCGACGAGGGCCGCGGCUGGGGUCGCCGGAGCAAGAGCACCCGCUCCCGCCGCUCCCACGACCUUGGCAACCACCGCGUGAAGGACGACUACUCGUAG